CAGUCAACAGCAACAGCUACGACGGCAGCAACAUCAAAAGCAGCAGCAGCAGCAAGCCAUCCGGCUGUAGUCACACACAUUGACACGCCCCCAACCCAGAUUCAUAUACCGUACAUUCAUAUAUCUUACCGUACAUACAGAAAUAUAUAGCCGGAUAUACAUAUACAUAUAUAUACAAGCGAGAUGCUGAAAACUGUGACAACAGCAAUGGCUGCCGACGAUGACGAUGUCCCAGCGAGCAUUUUGGAAAUAGAACUGCCAGCCAUUUUGCUCAACGAGAGCCUCUUCAUCGAGCUGAAUGGCAAUCUCACCCAGCUGGUGGACACGACCAGCAAUCUCAGCCAAAUCGUCUGGAAUCGCAGCGUAAGCGGCAAUGGAAACAGCAACACUUUCGACCUGGUCGAUGACGAACAACAGCGGGCGGCGGUCGAGUUUUGGCUAUUGGUCAAAAUGAUCGCCAUGGCCGUGGUGCUGGGACUCAUGAUACUCGUCACCAUCAUAGGCAACGUAUUCGUAAUUGCCGCCAUUAUACUCGAGAGAAACUUGCAGAAUGUUGCCAAUUAUUUGGUUGCAUCUCUGGCAGUGGCUGAUUUAUUUGUUGCCUGUCUUGUCAUGCCGCUUGGCGCCGUCUACGAGAUAAGUAAUGGAUGGAUAUUGGGACCGGAACUGUGCGACAUUUGGACGUCUUGCGAUGUCCUUUGCUGCACAGCAUCCAUACUGCACCUGGUGGCCAUUGCGGCGGACAGAUAUUGGACCGUGACCAAUAUCGACUACAACAAUCUGCGGACACCGCGACGCGUGUUCCUCAUGAUUUUCUGCGUCUGGUUUGCGGCGCUGAUUGUUUCCUUGGCCCCACAAUUUGGCUGGAAGGAUCCGGAUUACAUGAAGCGCAUCGAGGAGCAGCACUGCAUGGUGUCGCAGGAUGUGGGCUAUCAGAUAUUUGCCACCUGUUGCACCUUCUAUGUGCCGCUGCUGGUGAUUCUGUUUCUGUAUUGGAAAAUCUACAUUAUUGCCAGGAAGCGCAUCCAGCGACGUGCCCAGAAGUCAUUCAAUGUCACACUAACCGAGACUGACUGCGAUUCGGCGGUGCGGGAGCUGAAGAAGGAGCGCGGCAAGCGGCGGGCGGAGCGGAAGCGUCUGGAGGCGGGCGAGCGGACUCCAGUGGACGGCGACGGGACGGGCGGACAGUUGCAGCGACGUACCCGCAAGCGGAUGCGUAUAUGUUUUGGCCGCAACACGAACACGGCCAAUGUGGUGGCGGGAUCAGAGGGCGCGGUGGCCAGAUCGAUGGCCGCCAUUGCCGUGGACUUCGCCAGUUUGGCCAUUACGCGCGAGGAAACCGAGUUCAGCACCAGCAACUACGACAACAAAAGCCAUGCGGGCACCGAACUAACCACCGUGUCCAGCGAUGCGGAUGAUUAUCGCACCAGCAACGCGAAUGAAAUCAUCACGCUGUCGCAGCAGGUGGCCCAUGCCACGCAGCACCAUCUGAUAGCCUCGCAUCUGAAUGCCAUUACGCCGCUGGCCCAGUCCAUCGCCAUGGGUGGUGUUGGUUGCCUGACCACGACCUCGCCAUCGGAGAAGGCACUGUCAGGAGCAGGAACGGUAGCGGGAGCGGUAGCUGGAGGAAGUGGAAGCGGAAGUGGUGAGGAGGGAGCCGGAACGGAGGGCAAGAAUGCCGGAGUGGGGCUGGGCGGAGUGCUGGCCAGCAUCGCCAAUCCGCACCAGAAACUGGCCAAGCGGCGACAGCUCCUGGAGGCGAAGAGGGAGAGAAAGGCCGCCCAGACGCUGGCCAUCAUCACCGGCGCCUUCGUCAUCUGCUGGCUGCCAUUCUUCGUAAUGGCCCUCACCAUGAGCCUGUGCAAGGAGUGCGAGAUCCACACGGCGGUGGCAUCGCUCUUCCUCUGGCUGGGCUACUUCAACUCGACCUUGAAUCCGGUCAUCUACACCAUCUUCAAUCCAGAAUUUCGACGGGCCUUCAAGAGGAUUCUCUUUGGUCGAAAGGCUGCCGCUCGAGCGCGCAGUGCGAAAAUUUGAUUUCAACUGAAGGAUAACGAGGACCAGUAUUUGUAAUUAAGGUCAGGCGAAGGAGUAAACGAGGUCUAUACAGACGGGCAGGCAAUAUGCUACGGAAUUGGCAUUGUAUAAAGGCAAACUAGCAAGUAGAGACGAUGUUUUAGCAGUGACAAUCCUAACUAGCUGUAACUAAUUAACUAAAAUUCCUCACCACACACACGUGCCCCAAAAAGACAAAAAGCGAAAUAUGAAUAGUAACGACAAAACUUAAGUGUAACCGAAACCAAUCGAGAAAUGAAAACGUGGAAUUAUGGUAGCUGAUACUCACUAGAUGUAAGCUUCGCGUAUGUAUUAGUAAUUUAUAGAUAUUUCUAAAGUCUUCCCUGUGUCUUAAAGAAACCCAAGAGUAGUACGCUUAGAUACCCUAGAAACCCUAAGUAGGUGGGAUGAACAGUGAUCGGAGAUCGAAGAUAGUGAUCGGUUAUACAUAGGCUGGGUCCAAAGAACUUCUUACGCUUUCAUAUUCUGUGUUAGUUAAUCGCGUUCAGUUAUAGCCUAAGCUGCAAAAUGCUCAAUUAUUUCAAUUGGAUAAGCACAUUUACAUAAAGGUCAAUAUCAACAAAGAUUAACGAAUUUACACAGCUAACUCAUGACGACACUAAAAACCCAAAACCAAAAUGUUGCAUAACCCCAUAAAGGAUAAGCCACCAACGCAAUGGCUAAUUAGGCAGUACACCCAACUUUAUUCGGCUAAAUUAGCAUAAAUCCAAAACCGAAAGUUCAACUUUCGUUACUAAUAUUUCUUACACACAUACAUAUACAUGCCAUUUGAAAUCCGGGAAGCCGCAACAAAAAGUUUGACCCAUGAUAUACGCAUUCAUAGUGGUACAGCAUCAUAUACACCCAUAUAUAUAUAUUUAGUAUAGUAUAUUUAUUGUUCGAUUUUUGAAAAGUUUUCUUGUAAAUAAACGGACUUACAGUUUUAGCAAAUAGUAAACCAACCGAAAAACCUACAACCACAACAAGAGCAACAACCACUCGAAUAACAACCAUGGAUAUAUACACGUCGGUCUGUAUGUAAGGGCCAUUAAGUCAAUGCUGCAGUUGAAACCUAAUACGCUUCGGUAUGCACAUGUAUGCGUACCAACACAUAUGUCUAUCUGAUAUGUAUAUGUAUUUGUAUGUGUUUUGUCGGUGUGUGUGUAUGUGUUUAUGCAACUUCUCGAUGUGUACUUCAUGUCAAAGUUAUUAAAAUUGUGUUUUAUCAACAGCGUA
This is a messenger RNA of Drosophila sechellia, 3291 nucleotides long. RefSeq names its product 5-hydroxytryptamine (serotonin) receptor 1B (gene 5-HT1B). NCBI's taxonomy places the organism in Eukaryota, Metazoa, Arthropoda, Insecta, Diptera, Drosophilidae. Gene Ontology annotation, biological process: adenylate cyclase-activating adrenergic receptor signaling pathway; positive regulation of MAPK cascade. Gene Ontology annotation, molecular function: G protein-coupled receptor activity. The record is from RefSeq and is a predicted model, not a curated record. The transcript is spliced from 8 exons. Bases 184 to 2037 code for a protein of 617 amino acids. Gene Ontology annotation, cellular component: plasma membrane.